Nicrophorus vespilloides is the source of this 1093-nucleotide messenger RNA. Its product is annotated as dnaJ homolog subfamily C member 25 homolog. The coding region runs from base 89 to 1093 and encodes 334 amino acids. The record is from RefSeq and is a predicted model, not a curated record. NCBI's taxonomy places the organism in Eukaryota, Metazoa, Arthropoda, Insecta, Coleoptera, Silphidae. Gene Ontology annotation, cellular component: endoplasmic reticulum membrane. Gene Ontology annotation, biological process: protein folding. The transcript has a single exon.
AUUAGUAAAAUUUCUCUGAUAUGCCAUGAGUGUCUAGCAAGUUAUUUUUCUUCAGACGUGGCUCAACAUCUGAGUAAACUGUGCCAAAAUGAUACUUCGGUUUUUAAGUAUAUCUUUAGUAUUAAUUAUUGUAAGUUCGUUGUGCGAGGCGCAAUUACUUGAGGGUUUAUAUUGUGGUAAAAGCAAUUGUUAUGAUGUUAUUGGUGUACCUAGAGAUGCCAGCAAAUCGGAAAUUGCAAAAAAUUAUCGAAAACUAGCCAGGCAAUUCCAUCCUGAUUUGCACAGAGAAGUAGAAGCAAAGGCAAUUGCUGAGGAGCAAUUCAAGACUAUAGCCACUGCCUAUGAAAUAUUGAAAGAUGAUGAAUCCAGAGCUGAUUAUGAUUACAUGCUUGAUAAUCCAGAUGCCUACUAUGCCCAUUAUUAUCGAUAUUAUAGAAGAAGGGUAGCUCCAAAAGUGGAUGUCCGUGUGGUGAUUAUAACAACAAUAACUGUGAUUUCUUUAGUACAGUAUUUUGGUGCAAGGCAACGUUACUAUUCAGCAAUCAAGUAUUUUAUCACUGUUCCAAAGUAUCGCAACAAGGCAUUAGACAUAGCUAAAGCUGAUGGCCUAUUGGUUGUCGAUAAGAAGAGUAAAAAAUCUAAAUCUGAAAUUAAGGAAGAAACAGAGAAGAUAAUUCAGAGUGUCAUAGAAGAUAAGAUGGAUAUUAAAGGAGCCUAUGCAAAACCAAGUGUGUAUGAUGUCCUAUGGAUUCAACUUGUAUUUUCUCCAUACACAAUUUCCAAGUGGAUUUAUUUACGUAUGAUGUACUUUGUGAAAUUCACAUUUCUUAAGCAGGAAUAUACAUUGGAAUACAAAUUAUAUUUGAUAAGGAAGUAUUUGAAAAUGGGUCAACAUCAAUUUGAUAGUAUUGAAGAUCACCAGAAGCAAGACUAUUUGCAUCAAGAGCUAUGGGAUAAAGAGAAAUUUGAUAUUUGGAAGAAACAGGAAGAGGAAGAUAUGAAAAUACAGAUGGCAGAGAGCAAUAGAUAUAAGCAGUAUCGAAGAUUCAUGAAGAAGAAUGGUAUUCCAAGAAUGACUUUUGAUGAUUCAUAA